AUGUCUUCCCCCGAUACCCCACGGAGAUCGACCGAGAGCUUCGAGUUCCUGUCGCCGAACCCGCCGCAGGGCGCCUUCCCGUUCCCAUCAGCGAACCAUGACUGGACAAACAGGCCCAGCUCCACGGGCGGGCGCUACAAGCCGCGACGUGGCUCAACCGCGUCUUCGAUACACUCGGUUGGGGGCGCACUCGACAGCGGCUUCAAGAGCACCAUGGGCGCGGUGAGAGAGCAGAGCAACAAUGCCAUCUCCACGUUGCUCACGCCGCCCAUCAUGCGGACUGGCAUGGUGCCGCAUACGACUGCCACGGCGACCGCAGGCCACCGCCCUCCAUCCACGAAAGACAUCCCACCCGUGACUCUGACAAAUGUACCCCACAUCGAGCCGUCCACCUUCAACCCAUACCUGUCGCAAGUCGGCGGUCUGUACGACGCUUUCCAACGCGCAAAGGCCGAAGCCGAAGCAGAGGCCGCCCAGCCGGUAAGGAGAGGGUCGAAGAAGGAGGACGCGACUGAGUCACCAGCGGGGACACCUAAUCUAGCAGGCACGCCCUUCUCUUCCAACGGGCCACCGAAACCGAAGCGUCGAACGAGCGGAUCCAAGCGCGCACUCCCAGCCAUCACGCCGCUAUCUACAAUACCCAACAUCUACUUCGACGAGAACUUCCACCUAGAAAACCCGCGAACCUUUGACGUAGUGAGCGAGCGAUCCGAGGUGGUCAGGCCAGCGCGGACAGCAAGCAACGAUGAUUUUGGGGCAAACGGCUCUCUGGACGUCCCACAACCUCCCGGGCGGAAAGCUCUGGCUACGAACGCGAUUCUACAAGAGAAGCUGUCGUGGUACAUGGACACGGUUGAGGUGCACUUGAUUUCGGCCAUAUCCACCGCAUCGACAUCCUUCUUCGCCGCGCUCGGCUCCCUCCGCGAGCUUCAGACGGAAGCAUCAGAUUCGGUCGCAAGGAUCAAAGGUCUCAGGGAAGACUUGAAGAGGCUGGAUGAGCAAAUGGCAAUAGGAGGCUUGAAGGUCGUCGAAAUGAAGAGGCGGAGAGAGAAUUUGAGGAGGCUGACAGACUCGGUCGACCAGUUACAGGCUGUCAUCGUCGGACUCUCGCACUGCGACGAAGCCGUUGUCGAUGGUGACCUUGAAACCGCCAUGGCCCGGAUAGAAGUCAUCGAACGACUGAUAACAGGCGCGCUGGACACGACUGAUACACAGAGCACCUCAUGGCUUGACACACGAUUACCUCCGCAGUUGAUCGAUUUGCGACACUUGAGAGCACUAGACGGAGUCUUCGAGAACAUUACCGAGCUCAAGUUCCGCGUGGGCAGAGGCUUUGAAGUACGCUUUGUCGACACUCUGCUCACUGACCUGCGAGAGCAUGUCAAGCGAGUUCCGGCUCAUGAUACCCUGGAACGAUGGACUGCUGCAUCGCAAAAAGCACGCGGGGCCAACCAGAAACCGAAGACGACCUUACCAGCCUACAUGACGACAGAUGAAAAGUUACGAGCGGAGCUACGAGCUAGUCUCUAUGGCCUGAGCGGAGCACAAUUCACCAACCAAGCUAGCGCAACUUUCAGGGAGGCUAUGAUCAAAGAGAUGAAAGUUCUCAUCCGGAAACAUUUGCCGAGCUCAUCAGAAGACGAUACUGGUUCUAUGGCUUCUGUGUCAACAAGAGGCGGUCGAGGAACUAGUCAGCAGGACAAGAAUUCGAUCCUUGCGCGUAAUUUGCGCGCAAUGGAUCCUGAGGACGCCGAGGUCUUUUUCGCUAAUAUUUUCACCAACAUCGGAGAGGCGCUCCGCCGUCUAAGCACACUGAUCAAGGUGCUUCUUGAUGUCACAAGCGGCGUGACUACCCCUCCCGCCUCUGCUGGCGGGCUUCGCUCUCCUCCAAGGAGUCCGUAUAUGCACAGUAUCGAUGAUUACGUGGGCAAUAACGUGCCAGCGCCAAGCUCCAACGAUCUGCAGAUGGAACUUAUGCAAGCUCUGGAUAUGUCAAGUUUGUUAGGCCAGGCUGUCGACGCAGCACAGACACAGAUCACCAAGCUCCUCAAAGUUCGCUCAGAAGCUACAGCUAAUCUCCCAUUGGAACGCUUCCUACGGUACUUCAACAUGUGUCGGCUUUUUGCGGAUGAGUGUGAAGCUGUCUCAGGACGUUCCGGUGCUGCACUUAAGGGUGUGGUGAACACCCACAUCAACGACUUCGUCUCCAAAUUUGCAGACUUCGAGAAACAAGAACUGAUAAAAGCAAUGGAUUCAGAUCGUUGGGAACCGAAAGACUUUGACGCAAGCGACACUGUGGUCCUAGCACGGUUGUUGAAGGGAAUGGAGAGCGACCCACCAAGCUGGGCCGAAACUGGUGACAUUCUUCGAGAGAUCGAAAAGCCGACCACAAAUGGCACUUUAGUACAAACCAACGGCGCAUCCGAAGAGAAGCCAAAGGAAAAGAACAAGACCACUAUCCCUGCCGUUGUGGAUGAGGAGAAGUACACCAUCUCUGAAUCAUCUACAGUCGUCCUUCGAGGUAUCGAGCGCUUCGAAAUUCUGGUUUCCGCGAUGCCAAGUAUGACUUCGGAAGUCUCCACCUCCCUUUGCGACUACAUUAAGCUUUUCAACUCCCGACUUUGUCAACUGAUUCUCGGCGCGGGCGCCAUGCAGUCAGCUGGCUUGAAGAAUAUCAACACCAAACAUCUCGCCAUUGCUUCUCAGACACUUUCCUUCCUUGUCGCCAUCCUACCUUACAUCCGCGAGUGCUUCCGGCGCCGUACUGCAUCAGCUUCGAACAAAUCCUCAAUCGGCGAGUUUGACAAUGUCAAGCGCCUGUUGUACGACCAACAAAACCAAAUCCACGAAAAGCUCACAGGCAUCUUAGCUGGGAGGGCGAAGGUUCACAUGCGCAGCCUCAAGAAAGUGGAAUGGGAUACUGAGGCUGAAGUCAACAAAGAUGUCAGCCCCAGCAUGGAGAGCUUGACCAAGGACACGGUGACCAUGCAUAAGGUGAUUAACAAGUACUUGAGCGACAUUCAGGUCCGCAUGAUUAUGGGACCUGUAUUUGAGAGCUACAGAGAGGAGGUCGGUGGUGUCAUCAAGGAGGCGGCAGUGAAGACGCCCGGUGGUAAAGCACGAUUGCUACGCGAGGCGAAGCUAUUCGAUGCGAAACUCGGGCCUAUCGAUGGUGCUGGCAACGUUGGUUCUCAUCUCAUCGGUCUCGUAGUCAGCAAAACUGUUGCGCAGCCCAAGGCGGAACCUAAGGUGGAGCCUCAAAAAGAAAUCAAAGAGAACAAGAGCGAGGAAACGGAGCAGAGCACAGAAGUGGAGGCCGAGAAAGCGAGCACCGAAGCGACUUGA
This is a messenger RNA of Alternaria ethzedia, 3345 nucleotides long. RefSeq lists its product as uncharacterized. Gene Ontology annotation, cellular component: GARP complex. Gene Ontology annotation, molecular function: syntaxin binding. Bases 1 to 3345 code for a protein of 1114 amino acids. Gene Ontology annotation, biological process: Golgi to vacuole transport; retrograde transport, endosome to Golgi. NCBI's taxonomy places the organism in Eukaryota, Fungi, Ascomycota, Dothideomycetes, Pleosporales, Pleosporaceae. The transcript has 2 exons. The record is from RefSeq and is a predicted model, not a curated record.